UCCAUCCAUUUCCCGUGGGAUGAACAAGUUCUUUGACUUGGCGCUUCGGUCACGUCAGUCCGUUUAUUCAGCCUUUCCCUAACCUCGACUAGUACUGGAAAACUGCUUUGAACAACGCGAUUCUGUUGUGACGAGACUGCGAUCUCAGCUUGCGAGACUUUAGAUGACGAGAGAUAUUGGCUGAUGCUCAACCCACUGUCAACUUCGGAAUCAAGCUCUUUUUAUCACUGGUUUAUUCUCGAAUCCAAACUCCGUCCUACCAGCGAAAGGCCUCUUCUACUGGGACCGACUCCCUCGAACUCACCUCUUACCAUUUUCUAAGCCGCGUUGAGCAGCCUGCCAGGGCUUUCAAGCUCUAGCGGCGCAGAUGUAUGUCCGCUACUCUGGCGGAUCCGUAUCGUGACUAUGCGAUUGAGUACUCUCAACAUGCCACCUGCAAGCCCGAGCAACAGGAAAGCACGCUUGUUUAUCACACGCCACAGCCGCACCUCCACCAUCACAAACAGGCCGAACCCCCCUUCUCGCAACCGCAUUCUCACAGCAGCGCAGCAUUCUCACAGCAUCAUGCAAGCGCGACCGUCCUUCCAACGGCGACCCCUCAGCCAUCAGUGCAUGAUAUGCCACAGACCGUUGUCCUUGGCCAUACGCCGAUGCUCCCACGGCAACUUCCCGUCCAGUAUCCCCCACCCAGCUUCGAAAUCCCUCCACUCCACCGUGGCAAGAAACGGCCUCAUUCAGAGACAGAAGGAGAUGAAACAGACCAUGGCCUUAGACCUCAGUUAUCGGUCCUUCCCGCAGACGGGCCGGCCGAGCAUGGUCACUCGCCGGAGAUGCUCUUCUCUGUCCACGGGGCACCGUCCCAACCGCCUCCGAUGCCAGGGCACGGCUUUGGGCACGCAGAGUCAGUUGGGCUGCCGCAACACCACCACCACCAUCGCCUCCCGCCCCAUGCGGCGCUACGGACCCCUGGGCGCCAUGGUAUGAAUGUGGAAGCCUCGCCUAUGCCGUCGGGUCCUCCGAGUGUUGUAGGCCAGCCCGGGAUGCCUGAACCGGCUCCCCGGCCUCGAGGCCCCAAACUAAAGUUCACACCGGAGGAAGAUGCUCUGUUAGUGGAAUUAAAAGAAAACAAAAACCUAACUUGGAAGCAAAUUGCGGACUUCUUUCCAGGCCGGACGAGUGGUACCUUACAGGUUCGAUACUGCACCAAGUUGAAAGCGAAGGACGUCACCUGGAGCGAUGAAAUGGUCCAAAGACUGCAGCGUGCCCUUCAAGAAUACGAGAACGAUCGGUGGCGUAUCAUCGCAGGGAAGGUUGGCAAUGGCUUCACACCAGCCGCUUGUCGCGAGAAAGCGACGCAACUUCAAUGACUGUCAUUUGAACAUAAUCUCACUACGUCCCAUUA
Messenger RNA from Aspergillus aculeatinus CBS 121060, 1402 nucleotides. RefSeq names its product MYB DNA-binding domain protein. Bases 372 to 1367 code for a protein of 331 amino acids. The transcript has 2 exons. The record is from RefSeq and is a predicted model, not a curated record. NCBI's taxonomy places the organism in Eukaryota, Fungi, Ascomycota, Eurotiomycetes, Eurotiales, Aspergillaceae.